This is a messenger RNA of Mustela erminea (ermine), 2002 nucleotides long. Its product is annotated as natural cytotoxicity triggering receptor 2-like. The transcript is spliced from 6 exons. Gene Ontology annotation, cellular component: cell surface. Gene Ontology annotation, molecular function: signaling receptor activity. Bases 622 to 1842 code for a protein of 406 amino acids. NCBI's taxonomy places the organism in Eukaryota, Metazoa, Chordata, Mammalia, Carnivora, Mustelidae. The record is from RefSeq and is a predicted model, not a curated record.
GUAAAGUGCAUCAUUUUUUAAAGUGCCAACAUUCACUAAAGAAAGAUGCGGAGUCCUACUUCUGUGUAGCAAUUAAACAACCAGCGCUCUAGUGCCCACCGAGGGCAGGAGGUGAGGAUUUAGAUAUGAUUGGUGGUCCAGGCUCCUGUGCUCCAACCUCCUCCCGCUGACCUGUCCCUGCCACCAACCGGGCUCUCUUUGCUUCCAGUCUCACUCUGCCCUCCUUUGCCAGGGACCCUCCCUGCACUCUUAGUGGCACUGAAACUCCACCUACUCCCCUCUCCCCUCCAGCACCCAUAAAACCUCCCAGGGUGGAAACACGUCACUGACUCACCAGGCAGGACUGCGCUUGAGGUUUCUGACCACUCUCAGGACCCGUGGGGUUUAGGGUUCUUGCUCAGACCUCUGAGUUCCCCUGAGAUUGUCACCUACCCUCAGUGUGGCUUGCCCUGGAAAGGAGGGCAAAGCCAGGGUCCUGCAAAGAAGAGGCAGUGAACAGAGAGAGCCAGGUGGGAAGCCCGUUACUUGACCACAGCUUCCUCCUGGCCAUCCCAGCUCCUCCGCCCAGGGCAGCCCUGAUGGGGAAGGGGUAGCUGGGCACGGAGGAGAGGAGCAGCCGCUAUGGAGACCCAGGAGCCAUGCACCAAGCAGGGCUAUUGCCUCCACGUCCAGAUUCACAACUGCCCCUGGAGGUCCCGGCUUCCCUCUGCCUGCAAUCAGCCCUUCCCAGCUCUCCCACUUCCCAGCCUGGCCUUGGCCUUUCUCAUUUUGUCUAUCUCAGAAGCGCUGGAAGAACUGAGCAGAGUCAGACCAGCUCCCGGUUUCCUCUUCCCUGGGGCCCCCAUGUCUUCUCCUGCCAGCCCACAGGGAAAGGGUGGGAGGCUCUGGAAAGCCUUGCUCCUGCCACUGUUGCUGCCACUGCUGAUCGCAGGCUCAUGGGCACUACCAGAGGCUCAGCAUCUUCACCGAGUGGCAGGGCAGACGCUUUCUGUGACAUGCCAGUACCCCCCCAAAGUCUGGCCCUACGAGAGGAAGGGCUGGUGUAAGGAGCUGUCAGCGUUCAAGUGCACCAGACUCGUCACCAGCUCUGGUCCCGGCAGGCUGGUUCAGUCCUCUCGAUUCUCAAUCUGGGACAACCCUAGCACCGGCCUCUUCAUCGUCACCAUGACUGGUCUGAAGGAGGAAGACUCAGGACACUACUGGUGUAGAAUCUACCACGCUUCCGGCAACUCUGUCUCUAAGUCCAUAAGAUUCUAUCUGGCAGUGUCACCAGCUCCUGCCUCCACACAGGCCAGCCGGGCUUCUGCUGAGCUGGUCUCAUCACCGACCCAGAGCUCUGUGCCCCCAGCUGGAAGAGCCAAGCAGGCCCCCAGGCCCGCCUCUGCCAUCACCACCCUUUCACCGCAACAAAACUCCACCCUCCGCUCUCACCCUGCAGCCCCCAGCGCUCUGGUCCCCGUGCUCUGUGUGCUGCUUGUGGCCAAGGGUCUGGCGCUAACAGUCCUGACUGUCCGAGCCUUAAGGAGUCCACACGUGCAACACAGAGGGAAGUCUCUGAUGCAUCCAGCUCCGCCCAGACCCCAGGCUUCGGGAUCCAAGGAUGGCCAGUCUUCCCCAGGCCCCCAGGGAGCUCCUCCCUGGACUCUGAACCUUUUGUUCACUGCAAAGAAAAGGCAGAAGUCCCCCAGAACUUGUUCCAAGACCCUUGGCUACACCCCUCGCUCCAGUGCUGAGGAUUUCCCAGCCUCGCCUCGUCCCAAGAUCCAGGCCCACCAGUUGCUCACACGCAACUGGCUUCUGGGCCAGCACCAUCCGGGUGGGACAUGCAGUGGACAACCCUGAUGGAACCCAGGAGCCCAGAUGCCAGUAAAGUCACCUGCCACUUUCAGUAGGUCAUUGACCUUCUCCAGAUGCAUCUCCUCUCUUGUAGGGAGAUAAAUAUUGCCACCACACUGUUGGGAGGGCUUAGAUAAACAACACAAUUGGACAAGCCUUGCACAUU